Messenger RNA from Cherax quadricarinatus, 1155 nucleotides. RefSeq names its product ionotropic receptor 93a-like. Gene Ontology annotation, molecular function: ligand-gated monoatomic ion channel activity. Gene Ontology annotation, cellular component: membrane. NCBI's taxonomy places the organism in Eukaryota, Metazoa, Arthropoda, Malacostraca, Decapoda, Parastacidae. The record is from RefSeq and is a predicted model, not a curated record.
AUGAUGCUAUGGGUCAUAGCUGACGUUCUGAACUUUACGUUCAGUGUGCUACCUGUAAGCACCUGGGACCAGGUCACAAACUUGGUGAUGGAAAGAACGUCUUUCAUGGCUACUGUAUACUAUAUAGUACUGCCACUACGCACCCUUCUGUAUGAUUUUACAUAUAUUUACACGCAGAUUUCGACUAGUUUCUCAAUGCCCACACCUUCACUCACUACUAACUGGGAAAGUCUCUUCGUCCCUCUAGCAGUCGAGGUUUGGGUGUCAGUCAUGGUGGUGCUGUUUCUGGUGCCCCCUUGUCUGUUUAUGAUCACUCGCCCGGAAGUCGGAGAAGAAUUAAAGCACAAACUGACAAUAGGAGACUCAACUGAAAUAGCAGUUGGAACGCUGCUUGGUCAGGGUACCAAGAAGCAACUACCUGAGAGCAUCUCGGGUCAGUUACUGCUGGUGACUUGGCUGGUGUUCGCUUUCAUCGUGAGCAACGUCUACAGGGGCAACCUGACAGCCGCUCUCACCCUUCCCAAGUACCCACCCAGACCAGAGACACUAGAGCAGCUCAUCAAAGUUGUUGAUAAGGUCAUGAUGCCAACUUACGGGGAAAGUUUUAAACAAUUCUUUAAGCAGUCAGAUUCCGUAGUGUAUCAGACACUCGCAGACAUCAUGGAGGUCGUCCCUUCUGCUGAGUAUUGCCUACGCCAAGCAGUAGAAAAGAAAGAGGGCUGCAUGGACGACUACCGCUACCUCCAGCAGUUGAUAGCUGACAACUUCACACUUGUGGACGGCAGCACCAAGAUUUACAUCGGCAGGGAGAGAAUCAUGCUGGCGCCCGGAGCCUGGCCCAUACCCCACGACGCACCUUACAAGCCUCAGCUCGACAUAUUAAUGAUUCAUAUUAAUGAGGCUGGAUUAUACGAGAAAUGGAUCAAUGAUAUAAUUCUAAAGGCCCAAGACGACAGUCGAAAACGACAACGUGAGGAGCAGGAAAAAGAACACGAGAUGGCUGCCCAGAGUACUCCAGAGACCAGCGAGAACCAGGCUCUGACACUCCGCCAUAUGCAAGGCCCCUUAAUGAUCGUCGCCUUGGGCCUUUCUUUGUCUAUGAUUGUGUUUAUGACAGAGUUAAUGCUAGAAUUAUACAGGAAAGGGACUGCCUAA